Molecule: messenger RNA, 1272 nt
Organism: Amblyraja radiata (thorny skate)
Lineage: Eukaryota; Metazoa; Chordata; Chondrichthyes; Rajiformes; Rajidae
Product: protein canopy homolog 1
Exons: 5
Coding region: 314-895 (193 amino acids)
Cellular component (GO): endoplasmic reticulum
Source: RefSeq, a predicted model, not a curated record
GAAUCAUUGUAGGGGAGGAAGCCGAGAUGGCGGUGGGCGGGUCGAGGCAGCGCUGACGUUGCCCUCGUCCACGAACCCGGUGAUUUUUGUUUUUGGUUCGGGAAACCUCAGCUCCAAAGGGUGACCGAUCGAUCUUUUAAACAACAGGGCAGCUGAAAGUUGAUCGCCGAAACUCACACGACAAUCGAGGCGGAGAGUGGAGAAACUUUCGCCGUGUGUCUGUCUGCCUGCCUGUGUGCCGGCCGGUCCGGUCCGCUCCGCUUCCUUCGCCGCGGGGACGGUUGGUUGGCAGCGCGGGGACGGACUCGCCAGCAUGGGCUCGCGGCGGCGCUGGGACGAUGCGCUGCACCUGCUCGCGCUGCUGCUGCUGCUGCUCGCGCCGGUCCCCCCGCGGGCACGCGCCCGGAGGGACGCGGAAGUGUACUGCGGAGUUUGCAGGGCAUUAGUAGAUGAAAUAGACUGGGCAGUUAAGAAAGUGGAUCCAAAAAAGACAAUUCAAGUGGGAUCUUUCCGAAUUAGUCCUGAUGGUUCUCAAAAACCAAAUGAGAUUCCAUAUGCAAGAUCCGAGACCCAUCUACUUGAGCUCUUUGAGAAUAUUUGUUCGAGCAUGGAUGAUUAUGCCCUAUAUGUGGAUCCUGACACCCAGAAGAGGAGUUACAUGAGAUUUGCACCAAGAGAUUCAGAGAAAAUGGGUUCAGUAGAUUUCAAGAAUUUCAAAUUUGAUCCUGAAAAUUCGAAAUCUCUAAAGUUUGUGUGUGAAAAUAUAGUGGAAGAAUAUGAAGACGAAAUCAUUUCCCUGUUCACCCAUGAGGCGGACCAUGUGGCUGACAAGUUGUGCAAUGCAAAAUCAGAAAUUUGUGAUCCAUCUGUACAAACUCUCCACCCUGAGCUAUAAGAUGUGUUGUGCAUCAAGCUGGAAUGGGAAAGUACUGAAUGUCUGCAUCAACAGCUGGCAAAUUUACACUGGACCAGAACUGCUGCUGUGAAUCUGAUCUUUGCUCCUAUCUUCUCUCCAAGAACCACUGAUUCAUAUAUUUUCAUUAUGGCUGUAUCUUUUGAUAAUUCCAGAUCUAUUGGUAUAUUUGAAUUAUCCACAAUGUAUUAAAGAGAUUUUAUAACUCAUUUGUAUUAAAUUAAUGGGCAUCUUCAACUUAAUACAGGGAACAAAAUAACACACACCUUUUUUAUGUUCAAAUAGUGUGUGCUGAUUAUUUCUAAGAUUUGUUUUCAAUUUUAUCUUUCAGUACUUAUAAUUAAAAUUAUUCAUCAGAA